Messenger RNA from Ilex paraguariensis (yerba mate), 1201 nucleotides. NCBI's taxonomy places the organism in Eukaryota, Viridiplantae, Streptophyta, Magnoliopsida, Aquifoliales, Aquifoliaceae. The record is from the annotation of a GenBank genome assembly.
ACAAGUCAAUUACCACUUUGGUGAGUUGAAGAAAUAUAACAUUUUUAUGUAUUUUUUGAGCAUUUUUCGUACGGGUAAGUACGAAAUGGAGAGAUUAAUCUUGGUAUUGUCAUUACUGUCAUGAUUAUUAACCACUUACCGCUAAUGAUUAAUCACUUACCCACGAAGGAAAGAAGAAGCAAAAAGCAGUUGCGGCGGAGGAUUCAAUUAGCGCUUAUCCAUCAAACCCAAGAAAGAGAAGGAAACUUGAUCUGGGUCAAAACUUCUAAGCUUCGAUUUCUGCUAUAUACAGAUGUGUGUUUAUAUUUUUUUUAUAGUUGGAAUCGAUUCAUAAGCAUAUGAUGUACAGUUCUUUCAGUGGUUGGAUCAGUGAGUUUCUUGCUUUCAUGGGGGGUUGUUUUGGUUGCUAUGUGAAAUCCCAUCCAAUUAUUGCUGUUGAUGAGCCAUCAAAGGGACUAAGAAUUCAAGGGCGCGUGGUGAACAAACCCAGUAUAUCAGAAGAUUUUUGGAGCACCAGCACAUGGGAGAUGGACAAUAGUACAGUUCAGUCCAAAAGAAGUAUAUCAUCUGUCAGUGUAUCAACCCAGAACCUCAGUCAGUACAGUGGCACUGGCAGCACUAGCAACCAUUCUGAAUUUAUAAAUCAUGGUUUACUUCACUGGAACCAGACUAGGCUUCAGUGGACUGAAAGUAAAAGGCAUGAGAAGCCAAGACGAAUUUGGGAACCCAUAUUAAGUUGGAAUGCAACUUAUGAAAGCUUACUUGGGACUAGCAGACGUUUCCCUCAGCCAAUCCCACUCGCUGAGAUAGUUGACUUUUUAUCGGACAUAUGGGAGCAAGAGGGUUUGUAUGAUUGACAAUGCUGAUCUUGGACAAUAUUUUAGGUUUAUUUAUGGGAUGUUCUGUAAGUUUUCACUCUUAUAGCUUUGGUGUAUAGCUUUAGACUUUACAAUAAAAAAAAAAAAAGGGAAAGAUUAAGUAUGAGUGUUUCUCUGUCAAUUGCUAUGCCCCUCCAACUGUUCUCCCCCCUAUUUUUACCUGUAUAUGGCUAUUGAGCAUAUCCCUCCAUUGUAUAUUCUAAAAUAUGCAGCUCCAUAUAGGACCCAUGUAAAUUGAUUACUUGAUUGUGCCCAGAAAUGUUGGCUGUCUCAUUUUAGUUGUAUUUUGCAUAUCUAAUACAAGAAGGUAUGUUAAAGCGAGC